This is a messenger RNA of Rana temporaria (common frog), 624 nucleotides long. RefSeq names its product histone H2A, sperm-like. The transcript has 2 exons. Bases 118 to 528 code for a protein of 136 amino acids. Gene Ontology annotation, molecular function: DNA binding; structural constituent of chromatin; protein heterodimerization activity. Lineage: Eukaryota; Metazoa; Chordata; Amphibia; Anura; Ranidae. The record is from RefSeq and is a predicted model, not a curated record. Gene Ontology annotation, cellular component: nucleosome.
CUCUUCCUGAGAGUGUUCAGUAUAUAAGCUAUAGUGAGGCGACCUACUACUAGGCUUGGGAUUGCUGCAGUGUUAGCUGGUCAAGGAAGAGUGGAAAGAAACUUGUGUCUUUUCAGGAUGUCUGGUCGUGGCAAGAAGGUCCCAAAGGCUGUAGUUGGAAAAACCUCAAAGUCCUCUAGAGCAGGUCUCCAGUUCCCAGUAAGCCGCAUCCACCGCUUUCUGAAGAAGGGACUCUAUGCAGAGAGGGUUGGCAAUGGAGCCGGCAUCUACUUGGCAGCCACUCUUGAAUAUCUGUGUGCCGAGGUCCUGGAGCUGGCAGGAAAUGCAGCCAGAGACAACAAGAAAUCCCGCAUCAUGCCCAGACACAUCCAGCUGGCUGUCAGGAAUGAUGAUGAACUGGCCAAGCUGUUUGCUGGUGUUACCAUUGCAGAGGGGGGAGUCUUGCCCAACAUCCAAGCUAUUCUGUUGCCAAAGAAGACCUUGAAAUCCUCACAACCAUCCACAAUUGAAGAGUCUCGGGAAGUUUAAAUGUUUACUUUUAAAUUGACAAUAAUUUAUUGAUGGCUUUUAUAUUAUGCUGUUUUUAUUCAUUUUGUAUACCUAUUAAAAGUUGUUCUACUAACA